Messenger RNA from Tripterygium wilfordii, 1697 nucleotides. RefSeq names its product endoglucanase. The coding region runs from base 24 to 1574 and encodes 516 amino acids. The transcript is spliced from 8 exons. Gene Ontology annotation, biological process: carbohydrate metabolic process. Gene Ontology annotation, molecular function: hydrolase activity, hydrolyzing O-glycosyl compounds. NCBI's taxonomy places the organism in Eukaryota, Viridiplantae, Streptophyta, Magnoliopsida, Celastrales, Celastraceae. The record is from RefSeq and is a predicted model, not a curated record.
UACACUCACACAUACAUUUUCAAAUGUCACAAGUCAUGUUUCUGGCCUGGGGCCUGGUAGUACUGUUGACAGCCCUCGCUAGCACUAGCAUAGUUAGACUGGGAAUUGCAGGUGAAGAAGUAUGUGUCACAAAUUAUAACUAUGGUGAUGUACUUGGGAAGGCGAUCAUGUUCUUGGAAGGACAACGGUCGGGGAAGUUACCGGCUAGCCAGCGAGUGAAAUGGAGGGCUAACUCUGCUCUCUCUGAUGGCAAGCCUGACAAUGUGAAUUUGGUAGGAGGUUACUAUGACGCAGGUGACAACGUCAAGUUUGGGUGGCCAACGGCAUUCACUGUAACCUUGUUGAGUUGGGCUGCAAUUGAGUACCAAAAAGAGAUAUCAUCUGUUAAUCAGCUUGGUCACCUCCACAGUGCAAUCAGAUGGGGCACUAACUUCUUACUGAAAUCCCACACUUCAACAACCACCUUGUACACACAGGUGGGAGAUGGAAAUGCUGAUCACCAGUGUUGGGAGCGUCCUGAAGACAUGGACACACCGCGAACACUCUACAAGAUAAGUCGUGAUUCACCAGGAACUGAGGCUGCAGCCGAGGCCGCUGCUGCACUAGCCGCUGCUUCAAUUGUCUUUAAAGGGGUUAAUUGUACUUACUCUGCCAAACUACUUAACCAUUCACAAUCUCUUUUCGAAUUCGCAGACAAAUAUAGAGGAUCUUAUUCUGGUUCUUGCCCUUUCUACUGCUCUUACUCAGGUUAUCAGGAUGAGUUGCUAUGGGCAGCAGCUUGGUUGUACAGAGCAAGCAGAGCAAACAUAUAUUUGAACUAUGUGUUGAGCAAUCAAGGGUGGAGUCAGGCGGUCUCAGAGUUCAGUUGGGACAACAAAUUUGCUGGAGCUCAAUCACUACUAGCAGAGGAAUUCUACGCUGGGAAGACAAAUCUAAACAAGUUCAAGAAUGACGCUGAUUCGUUCGUGUGUGCAGUGAUGCCUGGAAGUAGCUCAGUACAAAUUAAAACAACUCCUGGAGGGCUUUUAUUUAUUAGAGAUAGUGCAAACUUGCAGUACGUUACGAGCUCUAGUAUGGUCCUAUUCUACUACUCCAGAAUCUUGACUGUGGCGCAUAUUGAUGGAGUUCAAUGUGGUUCUGUACAUUUCUCUGCCUCCCAAAUAAGGUCGUUCGCGAAAUCACAGGUGGAUUACGUUCUUGGAAACAACCCUAUGAAGAUGUCAUACAUGGUAGGGUUUGGAAGUAAAUACCCAACACAACUGCACCAUAGAGGGUCAUCCAUCCCUUCAAUCCAGGCUCACCCAUCCAAGAUUGGUUGCAGCGAUGGGCAAUCAAACUAUUAUUUUUCUACAAAGCCAAAUCCGAAUACACAUGUGGGUGCAAUUGUUGGAGGUCCUGAUGCAAAUGACCAGUUCAAAGAUUUGAGAUCAGAUUACUCUCAUUCAGAACCUACUACUUACAUGAAUGCAGCUUUUGUGGGUUCAGUUGCUGCUUUGUUAACUGUGAACAAUGAAGGGUGCGUACAAAUUAGGCUGAAUAAUAUAACCUCACAAAUGCUAAUUAACUCUGUAUAAUUAAGUUAUUGAAACUAGAGAUUUGUAAAAGUACCAAUAAGGUCCCUCCUGCAUAGGAUCAAGUGAUGUUAAAUUUAUUAUUAGUUGUGACAAGUAAUAUAAUAAUUGUUGUACUAUUACCUU